GUCAGGCGGAAGUGUAGAGAGUGAUGUCGUCACCGUGACAGCUCGGAGCUGAGGCAGGAGUUUGAGGACUCUCUCCAUAACUUCUGGAAGUUUGAGUCGAGGACUGAAGUUCCUCUCAUCGUGAGUCCAGACUCAGAUACCGAUCCGUGAAGUCUCUGAAGCAGCACGAGCUGUCCGGUGAGUCCGGGUCUUUGGAUUGACAGGGUUUUGAACGGGUCCAGGACGGAGACAUUGAGUUCCGGAUUGGCUAACCUGUUAGCAGUUAGCUUAGCGGCUCUCUGAGCUGACAGAGUCGGAACUUUGAUCGACUCUCUCCUCGGUGUCUGGCUUCGAUUAAUCGGUCUGUCGCGACACUUCUCCCGUCACUCACUGAUCUCUAAUCGAUUAAUCGAUCCCCGAGAGGAGCCAGAAUGCCCGCAGACACCAUUGGGAACUUUAACCUCUUACACCGGACCUGUAAGUUGGUGGUCCUGCUCUGCCUGCUCCACAUCGCCGUCACCGUGGUUUUCUACGUCCGCUCCAUGGACGUCCGGGUCUCCUUCGUGCAGAACCAGCAGACCCAGAACCUUGCCACGCAACGGAACCAGGCCUACAAGUCCGUCACGUCGAAGAACCAGACCAGGACAGAGUCCAUCCUCAAUACUGAACCUCAGGAGGCCGAGUCCCCGAAGGUGCCGGACCAGGAACCCUCGGAGUCCCGGACCGAGCAGAAACCAGAAGAGAAGUCGGAGGUGAAGAAGCUGGAGAAGUGCCCCGAGACGUCCCCCCUACUUGUGGGUCCUCUGCGUGUGGAGUUUACCACCCCGGUGGAUCUGGAGAAGUUAAAGAAGGAUAACCCCGCCCUGCAGCCGGGCGGGCGCUUCAGACCCGCAGACUGCGUGGCGGUGGCGAAGGUGGCCUUCAUCAUCCCCUUCAGGAAGAGAGACGAGCACCUCAAGUUCUGGCUGUUCUACCUGCACCCCAUCCUGCAGAGGCAGCAGCUCGACUACGGCAUCUACGUCAUCAACCAGGAGAUCCUGGACGCUCUGGUGAGCAAUGUGAACAUCGAGCUGUUGAACGCUCUUCAUUACCACAUGGUGAACAGCAGACUGACCUCUGAGGAGCUCAAACACGGGUCCUCCUUCGCCUCCAUGUACCAGGACUUCCACGUCCACAUCCACCAUUACUCCAACGGGAUCGUGACGGUGAACUGCGCUCGUCUGAUCAAACCCGACCAGCACGCCACCAACGGCAUCGUGCACGUGGUCGACCGCGUCAUCACGGCCAUCUCCAACACCGUGCACACGCUCAUCGAUAUCGAUGAAGACCUGGAAACGCUGCGGACCGCCAUGGCGGCUGCAGGUCUGACCGCCAUGCUGGAGAACGAGGGCCAAUACACCAUCUUUGCCCCGACUAACGAGGCCUUUGAGAAGAUUCCUCAGGAGACCCUGAACCGGAUCCUGGGAGACCCUGUGGCUCUGAGAGACCUGCUGAACUACCACAUCCUGAAGACCAUGCAGUGUGCCGAGUCCAUCGUGACAGGGACGCCCAUGGAGACUCUGCAGGGGACUACGCUGGAGGUCGGCUGUGACGGAGACCAGAUGACCCUGAACGGGAAGGCCAUCAUCAGCAAGAAGGACCAGCUGGGAACCAACGGAGUGAUCCACUACAUCAACGAGCUGCUGAUCCCAGACUCAGCCAAGGUUCUGCUGGAGCUGGCUGAAGGUUCGACUGUUUCCACGGCGUCCAAGCUGUUUGUGGAGGCGGGUCUGAGCUCCCACCUGACGGGCUCCGAGGCUCUGACCCUGCUGGCUCCUUUGGACGAGGCCUUCAAAGGGAGUGUGUCGAUGACUCCCGACAUGAGGAAGCUGAUGACCAAUCACAUCCUGAAGGAGCAGCUGUCCUCUAAGUCUCUGUAUCACGGUCAGGAGCUGGAGACGCUGGGAGGACUCAAGCUGAGAGUGUUCGUGUACAGAAACAACCUCUGCAUAGAGAACGCCUGCAUCGCUGCUCAUGAUAAGCAGGGCCGAUACGCCACCUUGUUCACCGUGGACAAAGUCCUCACCCCCCCGAUGGGGACGGUGAUGGACGUGCUGAAGGCUGACGACCGCUUCAGUCUCCUGGUCGGAGCCAUCCAGACGGCGGGGAUGACCGAGCUGCUGAACCAGCAGGGGGCGAUCACCUUCUUUGCUCCCACCAACACCGCCUUCACCGCCAUGCCACCGCCUGAACUCAACAAACUGAUGCGUAACCGUCAGGAGCUGUCUGCGGUGCUCAAGUAUCACCUCGGGGAGGGGAUGCUGGUCAGCGGAGGAGUCAGCUCGCACACCAGACUCAGACCUCUGCAGGGGGAGAGACUGGAGCUGGGCGUGAGGAACUACACCGUCCACAUCAACAGGAUCCCCGUGGUCGAGGCCGACCUGAUGGCGACUAACGGAGUCGUCCACGCCAUCAACAGCUUCAUCAAACCUCUGCCUCCAAAGACGGACCGAGAGCAGGCGGACGGACCGGCAGCUCCGCUCAGAUCAGCUGCUUCCUCCAGGGUCGACUCAAAGAGCUUCAGGAACGACGAUCUUUUCCAGAAGGUGGUGCGGAGUCGCUCCAGCAGGACGAUGAUCAAGAGUCAGUAAAACCACAGAAGAAGAAGAGGGAACAUACAUCACAACAGAACACCUGAGGAACCAAAGAACACCACCUGUGCUCGUCACUUAGGGUCAAAGGUCACACAUAUAAGAAGAGGAGCGUGCAGUUAGUCCUGUUUCUGUUUCUGUGUGUUUGAUGAAACAGCAGCAGAACAAACUGCCUCCUCGUUCUGACACACCAACACAAGUCUCUGAGCGUCAGCAGGUCUGCUUCCCCCUGAGCUCCGUCUCUCAGGCUCUUGCAGGCACCUAGCUUCACCCUGAGCUCUGUCUCUCAGGCUCCUAGCUUCACCCCUGAGCUCUGUCUCUCAGGCUCCUAGCUUCACCCCGAGCCCUGUCUCUCAGGCUCGUAGCUUCACCCCGAGCCCUGUCUCUCAGGCUCCUAGCUUCACCCCUGAGCUCUGUCUCUCAGGCUCCUAGCUUCACCCCGAGCCCUGUCUCUCAGGCUCCUAGCUUCACCCCGAGCCCUGUCUCUCAGGCUCCUAGCUUCCACCUGAGCUCUGUCUCUCAGGCUCCUGCAGGCGCCUUGCUUCAUCCCGAGCCCUGUCUCUCAGGCUCCUGCAGGCGCCUUGCUUCAUCCCGAGCCCUGUCUCUCAGGCUCCUGCAGGCGCCUAGCUUCACCCCGAGCUCUGUCUCUCAGGCUCCUGCAGGCGCCUAACUUCACCCUGAGCUCUGUCUCUCAGGCUCCUAGCUUCCCCCUGAGCUCUGUCUCUCAGGCUCCUAGCUUCCCCCUGAGCUCUGUCUCUCAGUCUCCUAGUUUCCCCCGAGCUCUGUCUUUCAGGAUCCUGCAGGCGCCUAGCUUCACCCUGAGCUCUGUAUCUCAGGCUCCUAGCUUCCCCCUGAGCUCUGACUUUCAGGCUGCUAGAUUCCCCCCAGCUCUGUCUCUCAGGCGCCUGGCUUCACCCCUGAGCUCUGUCUCUCAGGCUCCUAGCUUCCCCCUGAGCUCUGUCUCUCAGGCUCCUGCAGGCGGCGCUGACCUGCUGACGCUCAGAGGUCCUGAGUGUUGAUUCGUCAUCAGAAUGUAAAGUUUGUAUUAAUGCAUCAGUAUUUUCACAUCCAUAUCAAAGACACGUAGCCGUUUGUUAGACUGAAGAAUCUGUGCGUAACGUUUUUUUACCGUACCGUAGCAUCCUGAGGGUUGUUGAAAUGCAUUGUGGGAAGUGUAGUGGAGUGUGUGAGGGUCGGGUGGAUCGGUGUGGAGGGUUUUAGAGUCAGAGGAGAGAGACGGAGGAAUCCUGUUUUUAAAAACGCUUAUUUUGUACUGUAAAAAAACAACAACAUGUUUGAACUUUCUCAUGUACGACUUUUGUAAAGUGUGUUGUUGUGUGUGUGUGUGUGUGUACUCUGUGUGUGUGUGUGUGUGUGUGUGUCCUGCAGCAUGUCGCAGGUCUGAGCUCCAAACCAGCAAAACACACAGAGGGACACUUUGUAGGACUUUUGUAAAAAAUAAAGAUGAAAAUGAGCUCUGAA
Notolabrus celidotus (New Zealand spotty) is the source of this 4091-nucleotide messenger RNA. RefSeq names its product transforming growth factor-beta-induced protein ig-h3-like. Lineage: Eukaryota; Metazoa; Chordata; Actinopteri; Labriformes; Labridae. Bases 411 to 2609 code for a protein of 732 amino acids. The record is from RefSeq and is a predicted model, not a curated record. The transcript has 15 exons.